This is a messenger RNA of Penicillium daleae, 1740 nucleotides long. RefSeq names its product ankyrin repeat domain-containing protein. Gene Ontology annotation, molecular function: protein binding. The transcript has 2 exons. Bases 1 to 1740 code for a protein of 579 amino acids. The record is from RefSeq and is a predicted model, not a curated record. NCBI's taxonomy places the organism in Eukaryota, Fungi, Ascomycota, Eurotiomycetes, Eurotiales, Aspergillaceae.
AUGGAACAACAACCAUCUCACCCACUCGCGGCCGCUGCUGCAGAAGGCAAAAUCGCUAAAGUAACGGAGCUUCUCAAGGCUAAUCAGCAACAUCGAAAGUGCCUACAAGAUCUUGCUCUACAAUAUGCCGCAGAAGGCGGGCACGAAAAACUAGUGAAAAUACUUCUCAAAGGAGGCGCAACCAUUGAUAUUGAGAUAGAUACACUCCGAGCUUCACUACACGUGGGACACACCAUUCCAGCCUGGUGUCCACCGACGGCUGUGCAUCUUGCAGCAAAAAAAGGACAUCAUGGAAUAGUAAAGAUACUUCUCGAACAUCAACGACGAAUUCCACUCUUCCCGUUACUUCUAAGAGAGGGGCGUUGGAUGUCCGCGCUUCAUGAAUCGGUUGCCGAAAACGACAUCGCAAUGACCAAACUGAUGCUUAAGAAUGGGGUCACAGUUCACUAUCCCGACAAGUGUGCUGACUGUCUAUCCAAAGACUAUGGGAGACUUUCAGGGUCGUGCGGAAAUUGUGGGCGUUGCCAAGGUCGGACGGCACUUCAUGUUGCCGCUGAGCACGGUUAUGAAGAGAUGGUGAGGCUGCUGAUCCGUCACGGGGCAACAUACAAGUCGCAAGCCAUAUUUGGAACUACCCCGUUACACCUCGCGGCACAAGGAGGGCACGAUGGUGUCGUGCUCGCUUUGUUGCAACAUGGAUGGAAACCUGGCAAGAUCAGCUAUGGCACCAGCCCAGGCCUACUUGCGGCGCAGAACGGGCACAAGACGACUGUUGACAUUUUAGGCAGACAUGGAGGAAUAGCUGCUAUUAGAAGUGUAGAGUGGGAAAUUUACCCACUCAUAAAGACUGGAGAUGCACAGGCACUUGAAAUAUUGCUGCCACAUGCCAAUAACAUCAUUGAUAGGCAUACUUUGCAGCAUAUGUUUGAGAAUGCGGCAACCAGUGGCGAGUCGAGCACACUUCUCGUCUUGCUAAAGUACGCAGUUACUCAGAACCGCUUGAGUUGGGUUGACUACUUUCGCGUCUUUUACUUUGCCGUUGAAUGGUGCGAGUUGAACAUAGUCGAGGAGCUUGUCGAUAAUUGUCCGUGGACGCAGCAAGAGCGAGACAAGCAUAUUCCAGUUCUGCUUUUUCAAGCUGGAUGUAGUGGGCACUUUGAUUCAGCCCUGAUAUUACUCUCAUGGAGCGGUGGAUCACAGCUACGCUCUGACUACCUUAGGAAUGUCCUCUUCGGUGCCAUAAAAUGCGGACAUCUCUCGCUCAUUGAUAAAUUAUUAAUGGAAGGGGUCGAUUUGCACGAAGGGCUACCAAGAAUGACGAAUCUCAACAUUGACGGUUGUGCUCACCUCACCCUCCAUACAGCUGCUAUGAACAUCCAGAAGAAGACCGCCCUCCACUAUGCCGUGCAGCGGGCCACGCUUGAGACCAUUAAUCUCCUUCUUGACCGUGGAGCAAAAAUUGAUGGCCUGGACGAGCUAGGCCAAACACCAUUACAUUCUGCAGCACGUAUGGCAUACCGUGGUAGUGGGAUCAAGCUCCUCCUCAGCCACGGAGUCAAUGUUGAUAUGAAGGAUUCGCAAGGUCGGACUCCGCUACAUUUGGCAGGGAUAGAGGGAAAUGAUGACAUUUACAAGCUGCUGUUAGAUAAUGGGGCCAAUCCAGAAGCAAAAGAUUGUACUGGAUGGACUGCGAGUCAACGUCUUGCCAAGGCCCAGGCACGUCGAUUGGAAUCGAACUAG